CACCACUAAACCAAACAUUGCAAGUUCCAACGGCACUAGAAUAUAUCCUGACUUUCUGGUAUUAUUAGCCAUUUCACUGAGCCUUCAAGAAAGUCAUUCUGCGCUGAAAUGGCCACCCUCGCAGUGGUUCAGGGCGACAAUGCCUCGGCAACAAUUCACGGAAGCAAUCCUCAAACAACAUUCAGUGUCGGCACCAGAAAAUCAAAGCUUGCUCUCAUCCAAACGGAUCUUGUAGUGAAGGCUUUGGCAUCAACAUUCCCCGACAAUGUCUAUGCGAUCAAAGCACGAGACACGGCAGCCGGGGAUAUCGACAAAAUUACUCCAUUCAAGGAUAUGCCGGUUAAGAAUUUGUGGACGCACGAACUUGAAACCUUGAUGCUCGAAGGAGGAUUGGAUUUCUUGGUCCACUCAUAUAAAGAUGUGCCCACUCAAUUGCCUCCUGGCUGUACAAUUGGUGCAGUGCUGCAAAGGGAAGACCCAAGGGAUGCUUUUGUUCUUAAGGCCGGACGCAAACCUUGCAAUAUCGAAGACCUACCCGCAGGAGCAGUUGUUGGUACUUCGUCAAUGCGAAGAGGAGCUCAGAUCGCUCUUAAAUAUCCUCACCUACGAGUUCUUGAUAUGAGAGGAAAUAUCGACACGAGACUGUCGAAACUCGAUGCCGAGGACGGACCUUUUGAUGCUGCAAUUCUUGCAGCUGCCGGCCUAAUUCGGGCCAAUCUCAGUCAUCGCAUCACUCAGUAUCUCGAUUCAAAAAAUGGCGGGAUGCUCUAUGCUGUUGGACAGGGCGCGAUCGGGGUCGAGAGCCGAGCAUCUGACGAACGUGUUCAAACCAUGCUUGAUAGGAUAGACCAUCUCGAAACUCAUCUGGCUACAUCCACGGAGCGAAGCUUACUGAGGACUUUGGAAGGCGGAUGCAGUGCUCCUCUCGGAGUUGAAACGGAAUGGCUCAAAGAAGGGGACAGCAAAGAUGCACUUCAGCUCAAAGCAAUCGUUGUAAGUCAGGACGGAAAGGAGAAGGCAGAAGUUGAGAUGACUCAAGUGGUGAAGACCAAAGAGGAUGCAGACUCAUUCGGCAUACGUGCAGCUGAGGAGUUACUGCGGAAGGGCGCAGACAAAAUUUUGGCGGACAUCAAAGCUAAGAGACCGACGACUGUAGCGGAUCUGGAAGAAAAAUAAACAUAGACUUGAGGUUGUCAUGAGUAUGGUCACGCAUCUCGAGACAGUGCAGUGGCGAAGGCAAUACCAGAGAAAGCGAUAGAUACCGACGGGGCGAAUACCUCCAACUGGGCCUGCUAGGGGAAAAGUAACUCAAACGGGCUGAGCUUCAGCCUCUGUUCAAUCUAUUGCCAGCGCCUUUAGGAUUUGCUUCAACAAAUUCAUCCCACUGCCGAGCUUUCAUGGUGGCAGCAUCAACCUCAUCUAUAUUAUCUUCAUCGGGCUCCGGCUGAGGAGCAUUGGCAUUGCCACCUCCUUCGAUAAUACCUCCUCUGCGUCGUUCUUCCUCGAGAUAUUCGUCGAUGCUCAUCGUUGGGAGGUUAUGACCAGAUCGAAAGACACCCUGUUGAAGUUGGGUGCGUUUGUCGGUAAGGGUGAAAGGCUGCAGUGGCUUCCCACUCGAGUUGAGCAGAGGACCACCCCUCUUGCCUAGCCCUGCCAAUGUCAUGGGCCCAUCCAGGCGUUCAGAAUAUCC
Messenger RNA from Exophiala oligosperma, 1690 nucleotides. RefSeq names its product porphobilinogen deaminase. Bases 109 to 1176 code for a protein of 355 amino acids. Gene Ontology annotation, molecular function: hydroxymethylbilane synthase activity. The record is from RefSeq and is a predicted model, not a curated record. The transcript is spliced from 2 exons. Gene Ontology annotation, cellular component: cytoplasm. NCBI's taxonomy places the organism in Eukaryota, Fungi, Ascomycota, Eurotiomycetes, Chaetothyriales, Herpotrichiellaceae. Gene Ontology annotation, biological process: heme biosynthetic process.